AUGCAGCCCGUUCCGGCACACCUUGCGGGCCAGUACGAUAUUGUGCAUAUCGGCCGCAUCUUUCGAUACAUACAGCACGAGAAUCCGUCAAGGCUCUUGGAAAACUUCACUUCGCUUCUCAAACCGGGAGGAUACCUUUGCUGGGACGAGUUGGAUCUCGGCUCAGAGCAUCCACAGUCAUCCGAUCCUAACGUGUCUCAUAUACACGCAGAUAGGAUCGAAGACGGUGCUUAUCGUCCGUACGGUUGGGUCGGCGAACUCGAUAGCAUCUUUCGCUCCUACGGUCUCGAAUGA
Trematosphaeria pertusa is the source of this 294-nucleotide messenger RNA. RefSeq lists its product as uncharacterized. NCBI's taxonomy places the organism in Eukaryota, Fungi, Ascomycota, Dothideomycetes, Pleosporales, Trematosphaeriaceae. The transcript is spliced from 3 exons. The record is from RefSeq and is a predicted model, not a curated record. Bases 1 to 294 code for a protein of 97 amino acids.